Messenger RNA from Symphalangus syndactylus (siamang), 1636 nucleotides. RefSeq names its product ubiquitin conjugating enzyme E2 D1 (gene UBE2D1). Lineage: Eukaryota; Metazoa; Chordata; Mammalia; Primates; Hylobatidae. The record is from RefSeq and is a predicted model, not a curated record.
AGUCUCGCCGGCGUCCCCGCCCGCACACUCGCGCACACUCGCGCUCGGGCGCACACGGAGCAGGGACCGGCGCCCGGAGCGAGCCAGGGAGCGGCGAACCGGGGACCCACCGCGCGGAGCCAGCCUAGCUUCCAGCGAGCCCAACCCGCGACGACCCACGCCCCCGAGCCCCGCAGCCGACCCCUGCCGGCCGGUGUCCCCACCGCCAUCCCUGACCCAUGGCGCUGAAGCGGAUUCAGAAAUUAUACAGACAUAAAGUAUACAGCUUGACCAAUUUUUACAAAGUGAACAAACCUGUGAAACCAGCACCCAGCUCAAGAAAUAGUAUUACAAGGACCCUAGAAACCCUUUCUUCUCCCUUCUUAGCUUUACCUCUGUCGUCAAGGAAUUAAGUGAUCUACAGCGCGAUCCACCUGCUCACUGUUCAGCUGGACCUGUGGGAGAUGACUUGUUCCACUGGCAAGCCACUAUUAUGGGGCCUCCUGAUAGCGCGUAUCAAGGUGGAGUCUUCUUUCUCACUGUACAUUUUCCGACAGAUUAUCCUUUUAAACCACCAAAGAUCGCUUUCACAACAAAAAUUUACCAUCCAAACAUAAACAGUAAUGGAAGUAUUUGUCUCGAUAUUCUGAGGUCACAAUGGUCACCAGCUCUGACUGUAUCAAAAGUUUUAUUGUCCAUAUGUUCUCUACUUUGUGAUCCUAAUCCAGAUGACCCCUUAGUACCAGAUAUUGCACAAAUCUAUAAAUCAGAUAAAGAAAAAUACAACAGACAUGCAAGAGAAUGGACUCAGAAAUAUGCAAUGUAAAAAUCAAAAACAUUUUCAUAUAUACCAGAGUACUGUAAAAUCUAGGUUUUUUUCAACAUUAGCAGUAAAUUGAGCACUGUUUACUGUUUCAUUGUACCAUGAAACCAUUUGAUUUUUACCCAUUUUAAAUGUGUUUCUGAAGCAAGACAAAACAAACUUCCAAAAAUACCCUUAAGACUGUGAUGAGAGCAUUUAUCAUUUUGUAUGCAUUGAGAAAGACAUUUAUUAUGGUUUUUAAGACACUUGGACAUCUGCAUCUUCAGCUUACAAGAUCUACAAUGCAGCUGAAAAGCAACCAAAUUAUUUUUUGCUGAAACUAGAUGUUUUUACAUGAGAAAUACUGUAUGUGUUGUCUAAGAUGUCAGUUUUAUAAAUCUGUAUUCAGAUUUCAUUCUUUGUUAGCUCACUUUAUAAUUUGUAUUUUUUUACUGUAUAGACUAAAUAUAUUCUAUUUACAUGUACGUCAACUCAUUACUUUUUUCCUGUGAACAGUAUUGAAAAACCCCAAUGGCUGAUAAUUAAGUGAAUUAACUGUGUCUCCCUUGUCUUAGGAUAUUCUGUAGAUUGAUUGCAGAUUUCUUAAAUCUGAAAUGAUCUUUACACUGUAAUUCUCAGCAUACUGAUUAUGGAGAAACACUUGUUUUGAUUUUGUUAUACUUGACUUAACUUUAUUGCAAUGUGAAUUAAUUGCACUGCUAAGUAGGAAGAUGUGUAACUUUUAUUUGUUGCUAUUCACAUUUGAAUUUUUUCCUGUAUAGGCAAUAUUAUAUUGACACCUUUUACAGAUCUUACUGUAGCUUUUUCCAUAUAAAUAAAAUGCUUUUUCUACUA